Messenger RNA from Ogataea parapolymorpha DL-1, 924 nucleotides. RefSeq lists its product as uncharacterized. The record is from RefSeq and is a predicted model, not a curated record. Gene Ontology annotation, molecular function: protein binding. The coding region runs from base 1 to 924 and encodes 307 amino acids. The transcript has a single exon. Lineage: Eukaryota; Fungi; Ascomycota; Pichiomycetes; Pichiales; Pichiaceae.
AUGUCUGCUGAAGGAGAAGUCCAGAAUUUGCUACAACAAGCCCAGUCAUCUACUGGGGCUAAUGCAAAACAGAUCAUACAAAGAGCAGUUGAAAUUUGCCAAUCGCAGAGGGUGGACCCUAACUUGUUUUGUAAAGUAAGAAUAGCUUUGGGUGAUAUUCUUUUGUCGGAGGGCGAUCAAAAGGCUGCCGUCGACCAGUAUAGAUUGGCUGCAGAGCUAGAUGAACAGGAUGGAGUGAUUAACUCGCCGGAGGUGCAACAGAAGCUAAACAAUAUUUUGAACAAUAUUUCCGGAUCUUUGCAACGUGAGGUUGAACAAAAUCCGAAUUAUGGCUCGAAUGAAAGAGGCUUGAGCUCAAUGCUGAUAUCUCAGGUGCUGAAUGGAGGCAAUUCCACCUCAUCCCAAUUGGGUAUGCUUUCAUCCCUUCUGGGUGCCGGUGGUAGUGGCAGCACGGGUGGAGGAUUUGGAGGAGGAGGGAUGGGAGGAGGAUCGAGUGGGUUCGGAUCACUCAUCUCUGCCUUGGCUGGGGCCGGUGCCACUCCUCAACACCAACAGAACCAAGGUGGAUUCAAUCUCGGUUCUCUUCUGGGAGGCGGUAGUGGCAUGGCUAGCUCCACAGGUGGAGGUAUGGGAGGAGGAUUAGGUUCUCUCGUUUCUGGAUUGCUGGGAGGACAACAUGGCGGCUCUGGGUUUGGUGGAGGACAACACGGCAGCUCUGGCUUUGGUGGAGGACAGCAAGGAGGUCAUGGAUUUGGUGGAAUGGGAGGCCAAGGUGGAUAUGGAGGGGGCAGAUACGAUAAUGCCGGCUAUGAUCAAGGUGGAUAUGGUGGCGGUGGAAGGUACGAUGACAAUAGCUAUGGCCAAGGAGGUGGAUUUGGUGGUAUGGGAGGGCGUCGUCAAGAAGGAGGAGGAGGUUUCUUUUAA